UCCAAGCGUUCCUUCUGCUUUCCUUAAUCUAAAUAGAGUCUUUGUAAAAUACGUGAAAGUACGCUCUGGAAACACUUCAUCAGCUACGAAGUGCUCUGGGAGAUCCUGACAAGUUACCUGCCCUUCCACAUUCAUUCUAAGUUAAAAUGAUGGCUUGAGUAGACCUCUUGAGUUUCACUUUGGCCUUUGAUGCCGAUGACACUGGGCGCGAAACAAGCGGGAACUGCCGACACUCCGUCUGCGCCGUCCACUUGCGUGGUCUGGUGCCACGUGACUGCCAGCGUGUGAGGAGUGUGUCGCCAUUUGCUUCGCGCCUUCCCGGAGUCGGGUAGACCAUGUAGGAAUUUUGCCAGUUUGAAUUUUUCUCACACCUCUCGGUUGAUCAAGAACGUUAGGCGCGUGUGUUGACGCGAGCAGACCACACACGGUUUUGGGCCUCGGUUCGGAGUUGAAGGAAGAUGAAGAAGGCGGUGGUCGUGAAGGCGGGCCAGAGUCAGGGCUGUUCCCAACCGCCCCCUGCACUGGCGUUCAUCGCAAGAGAUAUGCUGGAGGAGUUUCUGGUGGAUGUGACAAAAAAGAAUGAAAAUAACCUGUUGAAACCGUCCCAGCACGCGGGAUCUUUCAAAAAGUUACGAUUAAUAGAAUUUAUUUUCCUUCUCUGUGAUCGAUUGGGGCUUCAUCAGCUAAUCAGAUACCAAGCAGUGGAACUACUAGAUAGGUUUAUGAUUCAAUACAUUGAUAAACUGUAUUCAUCUACGUGCUCAGAUUCAAACAAUGAUACAGAAAACUCUGACUGGAUACUGGCGCAGACUACAAUCCAAGAACAUUUUGUGCUACGAAUCAUGUCUUGUGUUCAAAUAGCAAGCAAGAUUUCAUUCUAUUACCAAAGUGUUAAUAAUACCAUGGCCCUUAAAUUCCUUCGUUCUCAUGGCUACUUAUACAAAAGUGAAGAUCUCCUGGAUUCAGAGCUCCUUGUUCUCAAAACUCUGAAUUUUCAAGUCAAUGUUCCUUCCCCUUUCACACACACUGAACUACUAAUAGUAAUCAUGGGGUAUAAUAAUCCAUCUGUUCCAGUUAAACGUCUGCACAGUAUCUCUCUGAAGGUGCUGACAUAUGUUUAUCUAAGGAGAAACACUAUCUAUGAAAGUUUAUUAAAAAAUAUUAUUCAAAAUUCCAUGCCCACUGAACUCCAGAGAGCAAAAUUUUUAUCGGUAAAGGAAGAUUGCAUGCUUUUAGCCGUUGGGGUUAUUGGAACAAGUGCAUUUAUGCUGAACUAUUCACCGUGGUGCAAGGUUGUACAGCAACUUGCCUCAAUUAGCGGUGUAUCAGAAGAGAGUAUCUUGGAGUUUUCUCAAAUAAUAUUACAACAUAUUUUUACAAACCAUUCGGAAUAUGUACGUUCAUAGCUUAUAUUGCAUUUUGCUAGUAUAGUGAUGAUAUGAACUCACCAUUGCACAUUUGAGA
Mobula hypostoma (lesser devil ray) is the source of this 1464-nucleotide messenger RNA. RefSeq names its product cyclin N-terminal domain containing 1 (gene cntd1). Gene Ontology annotation, biological process: reciprocal meiotic recombination. The transcript is spliced from 7 exons. Gene Ontology annotation, cellular component: site of double-strand break. Lineage: Eukaryota; Metazoa; Chordata; Chondrichthyes; Myliobatiformes; Myliobatidae. Bases 459 to 1406 code for a protein of 315 amino acids. The record is from RefSeq and is a predicted model, not a curated record.